UGCGCCUCCCGGAGAAGGAUGUUAAUGAGGGAGUGUUCCCGGCUCUGCGAACAAGUCAGCUCGGGAGCUGCGAUUGGUUGCGGUAAGGCGGAAGAAUGACGUUAUGCAAAGAAGGGGCGUGGCCAGGCAGCGAGGGCUCCGCCUCCUUCCCUUUGGGGUUAGUGUGCCUGUGUUUAGCUCUGGGGAGAGUCAAACUGGAUUCCACAGGGAGAGCCUGCAAAUCACUUCUAUUUUAGCAAGGAGAAAACAGAAUCUCCAUCCUGCAGGGUCCACCCCUCUCUUUCUCCCUCUCCUCUCUUUUUCUAUCUCUUUCCCUCCCCCCCCCUUCCUCUUUCCCUCUCUCUCCCCUUCCCCCCACCCUCUCCGGUGUAUCUGUCUACAGCAACCAGCGUCCUCAGCUACACGCACGGAAAGGAAAGAAACAUCUUUGGUUGAGAGAGGAGGAGGAAAAGAGAGAGAGAAAAAAACUUGCCUGGUUGUGGAAAAUGACACUUCAAGUAGCCAAGCCGGCUUCGAGAGUCGUAUCUAUUGUUUCUUAAAUUGUCAUCAGGGUGUUUUUUUUUUUUCUUCCUGCUUCUUCAAGUGAAGGUACCUCUACAAAAGGAAACUCCAGCCCCUCCUGUUCUCCAACGGCCUGUGAUUACUACAAAAAGAAAAAAAAAAAAAAAAAGACCAAAAAAAAAAGGCAAAAAAAAAAAGGCAAAAAAAAAAAAAAAAGCACCCAAACUCAAAAUCAAUCAACCAAACAACCCCAGCAGCCAAGCACACAUCUCAAUUUUUUCUUAAUUUUGGUCUUUUCGUUGGAUUUUCCCUUUCUUUUUUUUCCCUCCCCCCCCUCUUGUUAUCGCUCAGUUUUGAGCGAAGGUUUACAUUUUUAAGGAUUUUGUUUUUCAGCCCGCCUUGAUGUAGUGCGAGUUUCGUCCGACUCAAAAAAAAAAAUCUGUGGUUGGCGUGGUUUUUUUUUUUUCUUCUUCUUCUUUUUUUUUUUUUUUUUUUAAUAUUUUCAAAGGGGAGGAGAUUUUCCACAAGAAAAGGUUGUUUUCAUGUUUGGGAUCCAGGAAAGCAUCCAACGGAGUGGAAGCAGUAUGAAGGAAGAGCCGCUGGGCAGCGGCAUGAACGCGGUGAGGACGUGGAUGCAGGGCGCUGGGGUGCUGGACGCCAACACAGCGGCGCAGAGUGGGGUGGGUCUGGCCCGGGCUCACUUUGAGAAGCAGCCGCCUUCUAAUCUGCGGAAAUCCAACUUCUUCCACUUCGUCCUGGCCCUCUACGACAGACAGGGCCAGCCCGUGGAGAUCGAGAGGACGGCCUUUGUGGGCUUCGUGGAGAAGGAAAAAGAAGCCAACAGCGAAAAGACCAAUAAUGGGAUCCACUACCGGCUCCAGCUCCUCUACAGCAAUGGGAUAAGGACUGAACAGGAUUUCUAUGUGCGCCUCAUCGACUCCAUGACAAAACAAGCCAUAGUGUACGAAGGCCAAGACAAGAACCCUGAAAUGUGCCGAGUUUUGCUCACACACGAGAUCAUGUGCAGCCGCUGUUGUGACAAGAAAAGCUGUGGCAACCGAAAUGAGACUCCCUCAGAUCCCGUGAUAAUUGACAGAUUCUUCCUGAAGUUUUUCCUUAAAUGCAACCAAAAUUGCCUAAAGAAUGCAGGAAACCCACGUGACAUGCGGAGAUUCCAGGUCGUGGUGUCUACCACCGUCAACGUGGAUGGCCAUGUCCUGGCAGUCUCUGAUAACAUGUUUGUCCACAAUAACUCCAAGCAUGGGCGGAGGGCUAGGAGGCUUGACCCCUCGGAAGGUACGCCCUCUUAUCUGGAACAUGCAGCUACUCCCUGUAUCAAAGCCAUCAGCCCGAGUGAAGGAUGGACGACGGGAGGCGCGACUGUGAUCAUCAUAGGGGACAAUUUCUUUGAUGGGUUACAGGUCAUAUUCGGUACCAUGCUGGUCUGGAGUGAGUUGAUAACUCCUCAUGCCAUCCGUGUGCAGACACCUCCUCGGCACAUCCCUGGUGUGGUCGAAGUCACAUUGUCCUACAAGUCCAAGCAAUUCUGCAAAGGGACACCAGGCAGAUUCAUCUAUACAGCGCUCAAUGAACCUACCAUUGACUACGGUUUCCAGAGGUUACAGAAGGUCAUUCCCCGGCAUCCUGGCGACCCAGAGCGCUUACCAAAGGAAGUGAUCCUUAAAAGGGCUGCAGAUCUUGUUGAAGCCCUGUAUGGGAUGCCCCACAAUAACCAGGAGAUUAUCCUGAAGAGAGCUGCCGACAUUGCAGAGGCUCUGUACAGCGUCCCUCGUAACCAUAACCAGCUCCCAGCCCUUGCUAACACUUCGGUCCACGCAGGGAUGAUGGGUGUGAAUUCCUUCAGUGGACAACUGGCUGUGAAUGUCUCUGAGGCAUCACAAGCCACCAAUCAAGGUUUCACCCGCAACUCAAGCAGCGUGUCACCACACGGGUACGUGCCGAGCACCACCCCUCAGCAGACCAACUAUAACUCUGUCACUACGAGCAUGAAUGGCUACGGCUCUGCUGCCAUGUCCAAUUUGGGCGGCUCCCCAACCUUCCUCAAUGGCUCAGCUGCCAACUCACCCUAUGCCAUUGUGCCAUCCAGCCCCACUAUGGCCUCCUCUACGAGCCUCCCCUCCAACUGCAGCAGCUCCUCGGGCAUCUUCUCCUUCUCACCAGCCAACAUGGUCUCCGCCGUGAAACAGAAGAGUGCGUUUGCACCAGUUGUCAGACCCCAGACCUCCCCGCCUCCCACCUGCACCAGCACCAACGGGAACAGCCUGCAAGCGAUAUCUGGCAUGAUUGUUCCUCCCAUGUGAAAGAAUUGCCUUGAAGAAUUUUAUUAAUGAAGAGGUUGGAUUCUGCUACGAAAGUAAUCUGAUAUGAGUCCCAGAGUGGAACUUUUAACUCAGGCCUUUUUAAGAGGAAUCACACAAUAACUGCAGAUUUUUAAACAAAAUCACUGACCUUGCAAAUACUGAAAUUGGAAAGGGGAUCUGCCAGAGCAGGGUGUUGGUUAAAGCUGUACCCCCAAGUAUUUGGGGGAUAUAUUUAUUCUGUAUUGAUAAAAAGCAAAACCAUGUUUUCUUUUUCUUUCUUUUUCUUUUUCUUUUUUUUUUUUUUGUAGGCUUAACUCUGCAAUCAUUUGUCUUUUAUAAACCAUAAGCUACACACAAGGGCCACUAUAAAUAAGACUCCAUGUUUUAAUUUAUGAUGUUUUUAAAGCUGUGUAAGGGGAGAAUGAAGUGGUGAUAUUUACAAAAAAGCUAAAAAAGAAAAAAAAAAAAAAGAAAAACAGGGAAAAAUAAAAGUUAAAAAAAAAAAAAAAAAAGCUUGUAUGGGACAGAAUAGGAAUGCCAGUUAGAUUUUUUUAGAGAACUAAGGGUCGGCUUUUGCGCCUUAAAGCAUAUCAAUGGUAGUUAGCCCAGACAGUGCAUUUUCAAUAUCUAACUUAACAUGCCAUCCCUUAGCAGUGCAAGCUUCUUCCUCUCUUCUGUAUGGUUGUCUUAAGUAACUGUGUAAAUAGGUGCAGCCUGGAAAGUUACCAAGCAACAUACAUGAUCACAUUUUCCCCUUGUACUCAGAAAAUCCAGUGCCUCCAGACAGAUUGUUUAAAAACAAAAACAAGACAAAAAAAAAAGAAAUCGCAUCUUUUAAACUCGGUCUCAUUCUUUUACUCAUGGCAACUUCUUCCGAAGCCAGUGGCCUCUGAGAGUGGAGUGGCACACGCAACGCACUGAGUGAGAAACUCCUUCAAGACGUCACGGGACAGGGUCCAGGCACAGAUGUCCGCAUACGCCCUCCAGUUUUCCAAGCCAAAAUCUCACUCGCACUCCACCACCGAGAGAUCCAAGCUUACUCAUGCUAGAAUCCUAAAUGCUAACUCUAUAUCCAGGCUCAAAAAACCUCAAACAAAGCCAACUGACAAAGGCAAGUGGGCAGGUGGUUUCAGGCUCCCAAAUCACACAGGGGCCUAGACCAGCAAGGCCCUGUGCAUGGUUGGAAAGUUACAGAGUCAGUCAACAGGUAAAGUGCUUUGGAGUUUAGAGUGAAAGGAAACUGAGGGAGAGGAAGAGAAGGCGGAGGCCUCAGACUCAGCUUUCUGUGGGAAUUUUUGCUUUCAGCUGGGAAGUGUUCUUAAAGAAUCCACAGCAAAGAUCCAGCCAGUGAGGCUCCGAGGAAGCGUGUUCCUGGCAGGCUUUUCUUUGCCCUUCUGUUUCUGUAUGUAGUUAUAAAUACUGUAGAUUUUUUUUUUUUUUUUUUUUGCCAAAGUUGUUGUUUUAUUUAUACAUUUUAAUGUCUUAAGAUGGUUUCGGUCACACAGACACAGACAUGAAAAGAUUUUGCUGCAAAGAAAUAAAAAGCUCACUACCUUUAGCUUGCACAUACUUGCAAAGUUAAUUCAAAGGCUUUUUGUUUGUUUGUUUAAAUGGGGAUUUUGUAAAAUAUCCAUAUAAAUAAUGUAUUUAUCUUUGGAAUUUGUACAUUGCUUUUUCUCUCCUUCCUUCCACCCUCCCCCCCCAGUUUAUUUUUUUGUGUGUGUUUGCUUUGUGAACAGUGCAUAUAGUUUGGUCAACUAUGGUUGUAUUAGCUGUUUCAAUGUGAUUUUUAAACAAUUCAUUUUUAGGUAUUUUUAGUAUUGUUAUAAACCAUGCUUCAAUUUUUUUUUAUUUCCACCCAAAAGCCAUUGUCUAUUUUUGUAUUAUUUGUAAGUUAAGAAGUUUUUUCCAAUAUAUGGCAAAAAAAUAGUAGCAUAUUAUUCUUGUAGUAUUUAGUUCUGUAGAUUUAAAAAUAAUGUAUCCUUUGCUUUGGAAGCAUACAAAAAAUGCUGUUUUACUCUAUUAAUAUGCAUGGAAUCUCUCCCUUUGGAGUGACGCAUUUUGUGCAUUAAAUUUGGGGGAGAAACUUCAUAGAGAUCAAUGAACAUACUUUCUUUCUUAAGUCUGCUUGUAUAUUCUGUCUUUCACAUAAAUAUAAACCAGCAGAUUGGAUGCCUUAACAAUGCAAACCAUAUCCAUUUCACCUGUACAUUGUCCUGUGCACCCCAACUGUCAGUCAUCACUAACAUUCUAAGAAAAGAAAAAAAGAAAAAGAAAAAGAAGAAAAAAAAAACAAAGAAAUUGAAAAGCACAAAAGAACUGUUUUGUUACUUUAAGACAAUGUUACUUUUUCUAGUAGAGCAAGUGAUCAUUAACAAUGCUGCGACUGUGCAUGCCCGGUAUGGAUUUCAAUGGUUUUCACUAGACUGUCAGAGUGCGGAUUUUUAUGGGCUGGGGAGGGCAGGGGAGGGACAUUGAAGGGGGAGGGUUGGUAAGGGAGGGGAGGGAGGAAAGCUGAUUUUUCAUGGUGAGAAAUAAUAAUAAUGACGACUGAUGAUAAUAAUAAUAAAAAGAAACUGGAAAAAAUAUAAGCAAGGUUUAGCAUUGCUUCUCCGUACUCAGAAAGGUUGUCUGAAUUCGUGUGUUAAGCGCUGGCCUGAAGAUGUCUAAGGUCUAAAGCCAUAUUUUGUCUGGUGAGCCAGACAACCGUCUGCAAAGGAACGAGCAGCGAGCCGGUGAGAUAUCCGGCUCAGACCCCGACAAAAGACACCACCAAUCUGUUAGCCAUGUGCCGUGGUGAGAGAGCCCAAAGAGCCUUUAAAAAGAAAAUGUGUGUCAUUUGUGGUUUUUUUUGGUUUGUUUUGCUUUUGCUUGUGUUUGAUUAGAUGAUGGAGAAGAUGCUGGUUCCGGGAACCGCGCGCUCUUCUGCACAAAAUUUUGUUUUCAAGUUCCUUUAAGCGAUUGCCCUCUAGAUACAGAAUAUGGCUUUUAACAGAAGAUGGAGUAGAGAAUUCAAUUCAGAUUGCAGCUUUGGGGGAAGAGCCCUGCCUUUGGAUGACUGGAUAUGCAAAUGCCAUGCCGGGCCUCACAAUGUAGGCUACAGCUUUAUAAGCUCAUCUCUCAACCUACUAAUCUGUCACCUUCUUGUCAAACCUUCUCGAUAGACACACACUGUACAGUUCAAUUGUUAGAGCACUCAACUACUGUAGAGAUUGUUAUAAUUUUUCUUUCUUUUUCUGUUUCUGUUUUUGUUUUUGUUUUGUUUUGUUUUCUUGGGAAAAAAAAUUCAAGCUGUAAAAACUUUUCAACUUUCACAAUAUUUAAUUAAAGUUACUUCCUGUCUGUGAUGGCA
This is a messenger RNA of Meriones unguiculatus (Mongolian gerbil), 6174 nucleotides long. It is a transcript of the gene Ebf1, whose product is annotated as EBF transcription factor 1. Gene Ontology annotation, biological process: regulation of transcription by RNA polymerase II. NCBI's taxonomy places the organism in Eukaryota, Metazoa, Chordata, Mammalia, Rodentia, Muridae. The transcript is spliced from 16 exons. The coding region runs from base 1044 to 2822 and encodes 592 amino acids. The record is from RefSeq and is a predicted model, not a curated record. Gene Ontology annotation, molecular function: DNA-binding transcription factor activity, RNA polymerase II-specific; RNA polymerase II cis-regulatory region sequence-specific DNA binding.